AUGACUUCUGCAAAGAAGGUAACCGAGAAGCGGCAUAACCCAGUAGAAAGCAUUUGCAGAAAAAUCAGAGCCAUUCAAAAAGGAGACGCAAUUUCAAAUCCGAUUCGACAAAUUAUCAAAUACCAGUCUAGCAGUUUUGAUAGUCCACAAACUAAUGCCAAGAAAAACUUUGAGGAGGUGCUGAGGAAGAUGACUGCUGCUCACAUUCCUGUGCGGGACUCUCCUUUUUCAAGUUCUGAGAAAGUGGCUGCCUUCAUUUCAUCCCCUGAAAUAGCAUCUGCAAGAACCCCAUCCAUCUCUCACCUGUACUCUCCCAAGAAUGCCACAUACACUGUUGGUCUCACUAGUUCUGAAAACAUUGCAAGGCUGAGAUCACAGAACAACCAGUGUGAUACAUCYUUGAUACCACAGAUCCUAGCAGGGGAUUUCUUCUCUACCAAGGAUUGGAAUAACUACUGUAGUGGAAAUAACAAUUGUACCUUAAUGCUUGACCAUGAUUCUGCCUCUGCUCAAAGCUCUCAGUUUUUUACUAAGGAUUCAGUGGUGAGAAAAUUAUCUCUGAAUGAUGAUGGAUGGAAACCAGGAGCUGAUGAUGGCCAAGAUGUAAUGCACAGCACCACUAGGGACUGGGAGGAACAGUUGCUCACUGGAAUCUUCCAUGCAUGUGACACCAAAUGCAGAGGCUCAGUAGAAGUGAGCAAAAUAAUAGAUUACCUGCGACAAACAGCUAGCCAAGAUUCUGAAGACACUAGCCUUGAAGAGUUGUGGAACAUGCUUGAUCCUGAAAGGAGAGACCCACAUGUGGAUCUGGAAACCUUCCAAACCAUCGUGAAAGAAUGGAUGGCUUUCAGUGCAAACAAAUGGGGAGAAGUGAAAAGCAGAUUGAGUAGCAUCAUGGAUGACUCUGUUUUUGAACAACAGGGCAGCACAAAAUCAGUUAAGACGACCAGUGAUACAAUAGAUUCCACACCUGGAAGCUUUGAGGCUCUGGGUGGAGACUUGUCUAAUGGAGUUUUAGAGAUGUCUGAUUUCAUCACCUACGUAGCAGACCUACAUUUCAACAAACAGAAAUUGGAAGAGGAAAAUCACAGGGUUAAGUUGGCAUUAGAAACCUUGGAAGAAGCUAACAACCAGUUAGCAGAUGAUUGCUCUGAAUUGCGCCUUCAGAUAAAAAGUGCCCACCAAGCUAUUAUGAGAACAAGUCGGUUAAAAGAAGAACUGGAGGAACUGAAAAUUAGUAUGAAUGCUUCAGAAGAGGAGAAGGCCUUAAUUUUAGCCCAGAAAAAACAAUUAGAGACAGAAAACCAGGCUCUGAUUCUUAAGAUUAAGAUUCUACAGGAAGAGAAUAUUAAGAACAUGAUAGAUAUGGAUAAACUGGAAAAGAAGAUUGAGGAAUUAUCUAAAAUUGAGACAGAGCAUCAAAUGCAAUUGCACACAUACGAAAAUAUGUUGCUUAAUAAAGAUGCAACUAUGCAGAAGAAGAAUUUAAGCAUAGAAGAGCUGAAGUUGACCAUCACAGAGUAUAGAAGUGUGAUAGAGAAUUUACAAGGUGAUAAAAAUAAACUGGCUCAAGAGUUAGAGCACUUGCAGCAAGAACUUGUCCUAAAUGGGAUCCAGCUGAAUGUCAGUGGAGAGCACAAUGAGGUGGUCUCUGAAGGACAAAAAUCUUUACAUUAUGAGCUCAUUCUAGCUCAGUCUGCAGAGAAUAAUGACACUGAGUGGCAGUGCAGUGUGCCCAGCUUGUCGGCUCUGGACACAGUGAUAGACCAAGGAAUGCUGCUGGUCCUAACAGAGGCUGAACAAAAGGGAGUGGAGUUCACAGCUGCACUUCAGAAGCUGCAAGAAGAAGUCUCUGACAUUGGAACCUUCCUUCACAGCUCCCUGCUGUGGGUAACUAAUCCAGAAAUUACUGCAAAAGAAAAGUGGGCAAAGCAGCUUGCUGAAUUCAAACACAUUAUGGAAGAGAAGCUAAAUCUUUGCAUAUUUAUGCUGAAAAGCUUGAGAAAUCACAAAGAAUAUCUUGAUAAAGUAUUUGUCAAAUUAAUAGAGACUUUGAAGAAAUUCAGGCUGGACUAUUUUUAUUUCAGAAAAGAAUUUCUUUCCAGUCAGAAACAACUAGGAGCCAUCAAACAGCUGCAAGAAGAUGCUGUCAACCAGGAAGUCAUCCUCAGGCAGAAGCUCCUGGAAGCUAGCCAACGUCUGGAGGAUGCAGAGGAGCAGGUAGGGUGGACCUGA
This is a messenger RNA of Urocitellus parryii (Arctic ground squirrel), 2235 nucleotides long. Lineage: Eukaryota; Metazoa; Chordata; Mammalia; Rodentia; Sciuridae. The record is from RefSeq and is a predicted model, not a curated record.